GUCCUGGUCCUACCGUGCUGGCUGCGUGUCCCUGCCCAUGGCCUCAGCAGGAUGGAGCCAUCAGAGAAGCAGCAUGAGGAUGCAGUGGCUUUUAUGCUGCAGGAUAAAAAGUGCCCCCUGAAGAAGAACGGUGUCACGGGCUGGAUUCUGAGGAACAUCCAGAAGACCUUCCAGAGGCCUACCUCCCUGCAGCUCUCUUCUCCCAUGGCUUUUUCUCAGUGUUGCACAGCCUCUUGUCCAAACCUGAUAGUAAAUGAGGCCCAUGAAGAGAAGCAUGGGGAUUUAGUGCCUGUUGCCCUUCAUCAUGGUGGGACUCACUGCUCCUUAUUGCCAGCAUCAGCAGAAGAUGGCUGCUCCAACAACACAGCACUCCGGGGCUGGUGGAGCACUCUGCAGGUCCAGAUGGCAUCCUGUUCCUGUGCCCUCAGACCCAGUCUCACAUCUCCUUCUCCUCUGCCUUGUUCAGCAGGCUCUCCUUCCAAGGUCAAGCUCUCCAGCCUCUUCUCCCUCUUCUCACCACCAUCACGGAUCUCUGAGCCUGAUUACAGCUCUCUGCCUUGUGCUGGCUCCAAGAAAUCUAGCAGAGGGAGCUGGAAGAAGAGCUCUCAUUGUGAAGAGCCCCCUGGUCCCAAAUCAGAAGAAUCUGCACAUUUCCCCUUCACAGGACCCAUAAUUGCUCGGAUAACUGACUACAUCUACCUGGGGAACCUCAAUGCAGCCUACAGUGGCCGGGCGCUGUGCACAAAUGGCAUCAACAGCAUCAUUGACAUGAGCAGCCUGCCCAGUGACCACAGCCUGAGUAUCAUCCCCUGCACCUGUGGGAGGGGAGGAUUCAGGCACAACUGGUCACGCCUCAGGGUUGACAUCCAGGCUUUCCUGCAUGGAAAUCUUCAUGAAAUAAGGCAGCCAUGCUUCCUGGUCAUCAACGAGUGCAUCGAAGCCUUGAUGAAGAAAGGGAAGCGUGUUCUCAUUCACUGCAGGGAUGGUUACUCCUUAGGCCCUACCUGUGUCAUCCAAUACCUGAUGGUCAAGCACAGCAUGAGGCUGCUAGCAGCCUAUGAACUUGUGAGGGCACGGUACCCACUGAAAAUCCAAGAGUGCCAUCAGGACCUACUGGUGGGUUUGGAGAUGUCCCUGCAGCCUGGCAGUGUCAACGUAGCAUGCUUGAAGCACUCCCUGUCAAGGAAGAUGGCAUGGAGCUAAGCAGGCAUAGUGGCUGAAGAAGAAAAGCCAAAAGGAAAAUAGCCUUAACAACAUCUCAUUGGUAAAUGAGAUGACUGUCAGUGUGGGGUCUGUAGGACAGUGCUGACAAGAUGCAUAUGUGAUGGCCUUUCUUUGCAGCAGUUCUUAAAGGCUGGUACUGGCAGAAGUACAGCAUGGUGAGCUCUUAGGGACACACUAGAGGGAGAGAGAGAAAGACUCAUUUAAGCAGAGGCUGAAGGUUUUUCAGUCCUAAUGUAAGGAAAUCCCCUGUGCUUCAGGAUGAAGAAAACUUUUCUCGGGAACUUUUCUUCCUAAGGGUGCAAGUACAUGUCAGCUCCAUGUCAGGGGGUUAGAACUGCACGAUCUUUUAAGGUCCUUAACCCAAGCCAUUUUAAAAUUCUAUGUGCCUAGUCUCAUAUUUUUUCCGGGAAAGAGGAGCCAGCCACUGGAUUACUCACUUGUUCUGUCUGAGCUUUUACUGUGAGCACAGUUGCUGUUGGGCUGCUGGACUUGUUUUUUUUUCUUUUUUUCCAACAGUAUCUUCCAUGGAAAUUAGAUGUACACAUCUGGUGUCAUGUUGGACUAGUCACUGCAUAGUCCCUGUCCACUUGGUGCUAGUAGGAUGCUGAAGGGAAGAAAAUCAGUGUAAAGGUAGGGAGAUGGCUACGAGGGGCAACUUGUAUGGAUCCAUGAGCCCAGUGCUUCCAUCAUGUGGUGGUUCUCUGGAGGAACCUGGUCCAGAAGUGUCACACUUGAGUGUCUCUACAGCACAGUGCAGAACCUCCUGUAAGUGCGAACCUUUGUUUCUGAGCAGCUUUGCAGUCUGGUGGAAGUGCUCUGAGAUUGGUGGCUCGUGUCCCUGGUGCAUUGCUCUAGCAUGAGGGGAGGGGGAGCAAGGGAUGGAGGCUUGUCAUCUACUCCAUGGGAAAGGUACCCAAACUGUGUCCACUCUUGGUUCCCAUGCAGUGCUCGUGUUCAUGUUUUGUGUUCACAGAGCUAAGACAGCUGACUGCUCACAGUCUUCCCUGAAGGACUUGCCUGAAGCUUGCUUAUGCUCUCCUUGGGUUUUUCUGCAAGGAACUCGUUCAUUUGUCACUCAAGCACUUGCAUUACUUCACUUGGAAACCCGUUUCUCUUCAUGUUAACUAUUGCUUUGUGUUUUUUUAUUUAUUUUUUCUUCCUGCUGCCUUCUUCCUCAUUCUAGAUCUGGGGCCCCUUUCUUUUUUUGGAGGACUGCUGCCCUGUGGUUUAACCUCUUUGCAAGGCAGCUCUGAGGAAAUCUCUUCACAGACUGAGUGAUUCAGCCUUUCACUCACCCUAUUACCACAUCUCACCUUCUAGGACUCCUGUGUCUUACAGACAAAUCUGUUAACCAACAUUUGGUUCAUGGGACUUUUCUUUGUGUUCCUUCAACCCACUCUCUGCACUGACCUGAAGCAAUGAAGUGAAAGGAGAGCUGCUAUCUGGAGGACUCAGUGGGACAGCAGUGCAUGUAGUUCUGUAGAGAGCUGGGGAAAAUGACUGGAUAAUCUUUGGAAAGGGUAAUAAACAGUUGAUUUAACUUUAGAGCCAAAUGUGGCCUAUGGAUUUGGUACUGAAAGAGAAGUGGCUGAAUUUCUCCUCAGUGGGUGAAUGCUGUUCCUGGCUGCUGAAGGUGGCUGCUGUCUGUUUCUGAAUGUACUUUAGUCUAUUUUUCUGAGAAACUGGCUUGAACUGGGAGAGGCAGGCAACUUAAGAGGAUCUGCAGGGUGAUACCUCUCAUCUACAAGCCAUGAAGUGAAACCAAGAGUCCUGAUGUAGCGGGGUUGUGGUGAUUUCACUACCCAAACCAUCUAGCUCGCAACAUUUCAGCGUGGCUAAUCCUGAGCAGACCCAGCCUUGACCAAACAGGACACCAGUCCCAUCUCGAGCUCUUAGUCUUCUUUUACAGUAUCUGCUGUGCUGUGUGCAUGAUGCUACAGGAAGUCUGCAGCAGCAUGUUUGCUGCUAUC
Messenger RNA from Lagopus muta (rock ptarmigan), 3194 nucleotides. RefSeq lists its product as uncharacterized. Gene Ontology annotation, biological process: dephosphorylation; negative regulation of MAPK cascade. Gene Ontology annotation, cellular component: cytoplasm. Gene Ontology annotation, molecular function: MAP kinase tyrosine/serine/threonine phosphatase activity; protein tyrosine/threonine phosphatase activity. Lineage: Eukaryota; Metazoa; Chordata; Aves; Galliformes; Phasianidae. The transcript is spliced from 5 exons. Bases 52 to 1203 code for a protein of 383 amino acids. The record is from RefSeq and is a predicted model, not a curated record.